AUGAGAUAUAUAUUGAUCUUUACUUUAAUUUUAGUUAACUCUUAAGAGGUAACUUACUAAAUAGAAGCAGCAAACUAUCCUGAUGGAUUGGAUGGUAUUUAUAUUAUUUAAUAAGUUGAUUAAUGGUUCAUAAUUGGUAAUGUUAAUGGAUAAAAAUCUACUAUUUGUAAUGGAGUUGAUGUCUAUGGUGGAUACGGUGCAUUUACUUAUGAUACCAUAAUAUAAAAGUAUUUUACUUUGAUAUAACAAUUAGAGCAUUUUUUGAUUUACAACCUCAUUUUUAAAUUAAAGUAGAAAUAAAUUUGUUGCUGUAUAUAUUGAAUUAUAACACUAAGUUUCGGUUUAACAUUGGGAGAGUUGAAAAUAGAAAAUGAUAAUAAUGAAAUCUUUAUCGUCUCUCCUGCAUCACCUUUAACUAGAUCAUGUUCAGAGAAUAGCAUUGAAUAUUAAUUGUAAGUUCUUGAUUUUGAAUUUCCACAUUAGAGGAGAAAUUACAUUUUUAAAAUGUUUCAAGCUUACUUUGAUAAUAUAGAUGUAUCAUUUAUAUAUUAGGAUAUAGGCUACUUGGGGCUUUGAUUCAUUUAAAAUCAGUAUAUACAAGUGUCCUUUUGGAUGCUUAUAAUGCUUAGGAUAUGACGAUUUAAAUUGCGGUUUUUGGAGUAAGCUUUAAUUUUCAUUUAUUCAAUGUUAAUUGGAAGAUACAGAUAUAUAAUAAUGGGGAGGUGGAUCUGAGUAUAAUGUUGAUGAAUUUGGAAGUUGUUAAGGAAUCAAUUCGAUUUCUCUUGAAAAUUCAUUCUUAUUACCUCCAAGCGAUGACAUAUUAAUUAGAUUUUUAAUAAAUAAAAAUACAGAUUUAACCAUUUGGAUCAAUGAAAAUAGAAUAGAUAUUUAAUAAUAAGGAGUCAUAGAUAUAUCUUUAUAAAAAUAGUUUGGUCCAACUUUGAAUAUAAAAAUAAGAGAUUUGAAUAAUUAGUUAGAUUGGAUGAUUAGAGAUUUAGAAAUUUACUUUAAAAUAAGGUCCAAUUACAUUGAGAAUGAAAUAAUUAUUCCUCUAAUAAUUUUAGAAUGCGUGUAAUUUAUUGAUUAGUUUUGUUUGGAUUGCCAAGAAGGUUGGGAAUUGGAUAUUUUAUAAAAUAUAUGUGUUACAUAAUGUGGAGAUAAUAUGAUAUCAGGAUUUGAAGAAUGCGAAGAUGGUAAUUAGAUUCAAUAUGAUGGUUGUUAUAUGUGCAAAAUUUAAUGUAUUUAAUUUUGUUAAAUUUGUAUUCAUGGUAUUUGUAUGCUAUGUUUAAAUGGAUAUUCAUUUAAUAAUAAUUAAGAAUGCUCUUUGAAUUGUGAAGAUAAAAUUAUCAUACCAUACUAUAAUGAAGAAUGUUCUGAUGAGAACUUUCUAUAAUUUCAUGGUUGUUUUUAAUGCUUAAAGUAUGAGGAAUGUAUUUAUGGUUGUGUAAAAUGUGAUCAUCAAAUAUGUUAUUUAUGUUAACCUGAUUUCUUAUUAAUUUAAGGAAGAUGUCUAUCAAAUUGUGGUAGAAAUGAUGAAAUACUCUAUGAAGAUUGUGAAGAUUUUAAUAAAGAGAAUAAUAUUGAAUUGUUAUGUCCACUAUAUUGUAUAGAAUGUAAUUUUUAAUAAUGUCUAAUAUGUGAUGAAUAAUAUGAACUACUUGAAGAUGGAUCAUGUAAAUUAUCCAUAGAUGAUGAAUUAGAUAAUAUAUAUUAAUUGAUCUAAAAAGAUGAUAUAAUUUGUAGAAAAAUCCCUUUUGAGUGUAAUUAUUAAAAAUCACCUUAAGUAAAUUUAAGUUACAUAAAUAUAACCCUAAAUAAAUAAUAUGUUUAUCUUGAAUUUACAGAAUAAGUUAAAUCUGAAAGCUAAAAACUAUUAUCAUAAACUUUAAUUAUUGAAAUCUUUAAUAUUUCAAAUAAGAUUUAUAAUUAUGAUUUAAUUAUUAUUCAAGAUUCAGAUGAGUAUUUUACUAAUGUAUAAUUAAUAAUAGAAAUUGAAAUAUUUCAAUUAUUAGAAACAAAACCAAUUUUAUUUCUUAAUUUAAAUUAGUGUUUAGUUAAUUCAUUUGGAUAAAGUGUUAUUCAAGAUUAAGCAAUUUUAACUCUUGAACUCCCUUAAUAUCUUGAUGAAAAUGAAAAAUAAAUAUCAAAUAGAUUAAAAAUUAUAACAAUGUCAACCAUUUAUGGUUUUUUUGGUGUUUAUGGAAUAUCUGCCCUAUUUUGCAAUUUUCAAUAUUUUUUAGUAAUUCUCAAUAUGAUAUAUUAUUUAUCAAUUUUAAGGUACAUUAACUUAAAAUUCCCUUAAAAUUUAGAUAUCUAUUUUUAAGCAUAUGAUGUUUUAACUAUUGAACCAUUACUUAGCCUAUUGUCUAUUGAUUUAAUAUAUGAUGUAAUAUUCACAAAUAUAUACAAAGAAAGUAGCGGUAAGUUCAAAUAUUAUGGAUAAAAUGCUGAUUUGA
Messenger RNA from Paramecium primaurelia, 2456 nucleotides. The record is from the annotation of a GenBank genome assembly. Lineage: Eukaryota; Ciliophora; Oligohymenophorea; Peniculida; Parameciidae.